Aphis gossypii (cotton aphid) is the source of this 6662-nucleotide messenger RNA. Its product is annotated as cGMP-specific 3',5'-cyclic phosphodiesterase. Gene Ontology annotation, molecular function: protein binding; 3',5'-cyclic-nucleotide phosphodiesterase activity. Gene Ontology annotation, biological process: signal transduction. Bases 1110 to 4091 code for a protein of 993 amino acids. Lineage: Eukaryota; Metazoa; Arthropoda; Insecta; Hemiptera; Aphididae. The record is from RefSeq and is a predicted model, not a curated record. The transcript is spliced from 22 exons.
AUCCCAGCGCCGAGCUGUGCAGUACACACAGCGUAACGGUCGCGGCCAGGCGCCCACUUUACGUACGUUUCGGUCGCGCGCGCCACACGCACACGAGACACCGUCGCACACGAACUUUCGCGCGCGAUCGACACGAUCUUAAUUCCAACCAUCGUCGUGUCCAUACAAUACCGAUUAACGGUAAUUACGACGAUAUCGUAACAACAAUAAUUAGUAAUUAUCCGUUGUUGUUAAUCGCGUCGACCUCCCCUACCCACCGCACGGUUCACCGGCGUUUUUUUUUUGGCGAGGCGGAAACGGUUUACAUCGGCGGCGACAACGACGACGAUCACCCGGCACCGUCAAACGAUAAUAAUAUCGUAGUGUAUCGUCUAGAAAAUCGUCUUUUGCCGGCCGGUCGCUGUGGGGCGAACGCGACACAACCGGCCUGUCGCGGCGAUAUGUGACGCGACAUCGCAGCAGACACACGUGCGCCCGUGCGCGCGUGUUUCUUCCGGUCUGCGCGCCUGCACAACGUCCGUUUUCUAAGACCGUGGGUACGGUAACAAUAAUAAUAUUAUCAUUGUCAUUAUUGCGUUGCACGUGCUAUAUAGUCCAUAUAUUUAAGCAGUAUAUAUAGUAUUAUUGAUAGUACCUAAACAGUAUUCGCGGACUGCGUGCAUUUGCGGUGUUAUUGUUUUGUUUCCGUUGUACCUUUGCGGCGGUAAAAGAAAAAAAAAGUCUUCAUUAGUCGUCACGCAUCGCCGUUAUGCGGCUGUGGCCGUCCAACCACGUCCACCGACAUCCACGCGCCGGUCGUGGCGCCGCCGCCGGCGAUACCGGCGUCCGUCGUUGCGCCGGCCACAACCACGGCGGUCGUUGUCCGUCCGUCGCUGCAGCAAUCGUACCACCACGUGUCGCUCGCCGAUUGCAGUCUUUCCGCGCCUAUUAGACGUUCACAAGAAAGAACACAAAGAAAUGAGUUCAUUAGUUGGCUGAAUAAAUAAGAGAAAAGAUAUCUCCGAAUUUAACUUUGAUAUCAAAAUGUCUGAAAAAAGCUACAGGGUUCGGAUGAGGUGGACGGGCUGCAGUCGUACAGCAACUGUGGCUCAGUGAUAAACCGGACCACGAUGGACCUGGACGCUGACGAGGUAGAGCGAUGGCUGUGCGAAAAAGCGCCGCAAGACCUGGUGGACCGCGUGAUCCGGGCACGGCUCCAGCACCGCACCGGGUCGUUGACGAUAAGUCGGGCGAAACGCGGUUCCAUGACGUCUGAGAUGUUCAACACUUGGCUCGCGUCGUCGCCAAUCAAACGUUCGAGGUCGCCGAACAGAGUAACGCGGAGCAGUGGAGAAUGGAGGCAUCAUUUGGGUUUGUUAGACGAAGGGGAGCUUUUUAUGGAGCUCAUUCGAGAUGUGUCGAACGAAUUGGAUAUCGACGUCCUAUGUCACAAAAUACUUGUCAACGUCGGUAUAUUAACCAGAGCCGACCGUGGCAGUUUAUUCCUAGUGAGAGGCAAACAUCUGGUGGCCAAACUGUUCGACGUAACUGUAGACACGGAACUGAGCGAAGCCGUCCACAAGGCGAAAGAAGAAGAAAUCCAAAUACCAUUCGGAGUUGGGGUGGCGGGAACGGUGGCGGAAACAAAGCAAGUAGUCAACAUCAGAAACGCGUACCAGGACCCACGGUUUAACCGGGAAAUCGAUCACAUGACGGGCUACACGACCAAUUUGAUACUGUGCGUGCCGAUCUGCAACUACGACAACGACGUGAUCGGAGUGGCUCAGAUAAUCAACAAGACCGACGGCAGCCAUUCGUUUACCGAACACGACGUAGAGAUUUUCCAGAGGUACCUGACGUUCUGCGCAAUCGGAAUACAAAAUGCUCAACUGUUCGAAAAGUCUAUACAGGAAUUCCAGAGAAAUCAAAUGUUACUCAGUUUGGCUAGAAGCAUAUUCGAAGAGCAAAACAAUCUUGAUUGUCUAGUGUCGAAAAUCAUGACCCAGGCCAGAGAUCUGAUCAAAUGCGAACGUUGCGUCGUCUUCCUGCUGGACUUGGAAUGCGAAGAAGCUAGCCAUUUGGAACACUUUGGAGCCAAGCCAGGGAAUUAUUCGCUGGAAAAAAAAGCGUCUACCAAAAACAGUACAGACACGUUAGCCGAAGAGGUUGCUGUUACUCAAGAACAGCAAAAGGACAUCAAUUUCACCACGGUUUUUGAAUUGGGUUCGGAACUCGGGGUUAAGAAAAUCAAUAAAAACGUCAAGCCUUCUAAACUUCUUCAGAUUGCACAAGAAGUGGCCAGCUCUACUCAGUUAUUGAACAUAGCAGACGUACAAGUUUGGGCUGCCUCGUUAAGCCGACAACCGAGCAUGGAUAGCGAUGACGGAUGCACGGAUCAAGUACCCAUCAAGUCCAUACUAUGCAUGCCGAUAUUAAACGGCAAAAAAGAUGUGAUCGGUGUUGCGCAAUUGAUAAAUAAGGAAACCGGCUUCCCAUUUACUGACUGUGACGUGGCGACGUUCGAAGCUUUUGCUAUAUUCUGCGGCCUGGGGAUUCAUAACACGCAGAUGUACGAGAGCGCAUGCAAAUUAAUGGCCAAACAAAAAGUUGCACUCGAAUGUCUGUCGUACCACGCGACCGCGUCCAUAGAUGAUACCAUCAAAUUAGCUCAAGACCAAAUUCCUUCGGCCGAGACGUAUAACCUAUAUAGUUUUAAAUUCAUAGACUUUGAUUUGUCAGACGACGAUACAUGUAAAGCAACUAUCCGUAUGUUCCUGCAGUGCAAUCUAGUACAACAAUUUCAAAUUCCAUAUCAUGUCCUUUGUAAAUGGGUAUUGAGUGUAAGGAAAAAUUAUCGACCAGUAAAAUAUCACAACUGGAGACACGCAUUAAACGUGGCACAAACAAUGUUUGCUAUGUUAAAAACUGGAAAAAUGGAAAGGUUCAUGAGCGACUUAGAAAUUUUGGGAUUGCUAGUGGCGUGUUUAUGUCACGAUCUCGAUCACCGGGGCACGAACAAUGCUUUCCAGACGAAGACGGAAUCACCGUUAGCAAUUCUUUAUACGACCAGUACAAUGGAACACCAUCAUUUCGAUCAAUGCGUAAUGAUCCUAAACAGCGACGGCAACAACAUAUUCCAAGCUUUGUCACCCGAAGAUUAUCGUUGUGUUAUGAAGCUGGUAGAAAACUCAAUUCUGUCGACAGAUUUGGCCAUGUAUUUCAAAAAGAAAAACAGAUUUAUGGAGGUCGUUGAAAAUGGUGAAUUCGAUUGGCAAAGCGAGGAGAAAAAAGCUCUGUUGUGUGGUAUUUUGAUGACUGCUUGCGACGUGAGUGCAAUCGCAAAACCUUGGGAAGUUCAACAUAAAAUGGCUAAGCUCGUGGCUGACGAAUUUUUUGAUCAAGGGGAUCUGGAAAAGUUACAACUUAAUCAACAACCGAUGGCUAUGAUGGAUAGAGAAAAAAAAGAUGAACUCCCACAGAUGCAAGUUGAAUUCAUCGAUGUCAUUUGUUUGCCACUGUACAAAGUUUUAUGUGAUACUUUCCCAUGGAUUACGCCAUUGUAUGAAGGUACACUUGAAAAUCGAAAACACUGGAAAGAUUUAGCAGAAAAAGUAGAAAUGGGCUUGACGUGGAUUGACCAUGAUAAAAUUGAAAUUCCUGUCGAAGAAUUUUUUACUCACAAAAGCACGAAAGACAUAGAAUUCACAGUAACAACACUGAAUACUACACAAAAUUCCACGAAGAAAAGCAAUACAAAAAACCUCGACCUCAACCUGGACACUUCCGCGACGUUCCACAGGAACGGCGCCAAGUUCUCCAGUUUCCGGAAAAAGCCCACUUCCAGCCGAUCUUUCCGGAACCGCGUGAGCCGGUCACUGUACAACAGCACGGCUAGCAGCAGUGUGCCCGCCUCCAUGACUUCCGACUCCGCGAAACCAUCCGACUCUGCGACCGCCGCCGAACAGCAUAACAUGAUCAGUUCCGCGUCGUUGCCGGUGUUUACGUCGCCGGCGUCCACGCCGGGCUACAGCAGCAGCAAGCAUCCCGCCCACACGCCGUCGAUGUCGGCCACGCCCGUGAAAAACAAAAGCAAAUAUUGCCGAAUUCUGUGAUAAACGUCGUUUUUUUGUAUGUUGUGUUUUUAGUUUUUUUCCCCCGUCCUAUAUGGCUGUAGUGUAGACAUGACGUGUGGUGUAAGGAUAUAGGCCGUUACCUGGUUUCAACGAUGUUCGAUCUAUGGGCUAGGGCGGGCGCCUGGAAUCUGGAACUGAAACUGAAACUGUAACCAGAACCCUUGUUCAAAUAGAUAAUAUUAUAAUGAUAUUUUUAUAAUAAUCAAGGCGUUUAUUCUGUGUUAGGUUUUUGUUUUUUUGUUUGAUUCUUAUAUACAUUAUAUUGUAACUGCAGUUCAAAAUCGGUACUAUAGCUGAAACAGAAAAUUAUGAUUUACUAUAACUGAGCUCAAUAUUAUUGGUCUUAUAAUAAAUCAAAUCCAACCGGCAUAACCGUAAAAGUUACACGAAUUUGAUAUUCUGAUAUCAUAACAAUACCUGUUAUAUUAAAAAACCAAAAUGUUGGUAAAAAAAAAAUGAGAUGAUUUAAUCAUAUAAUCGAUAUUCGAACAAACUAUAAAAUAUUAAAAAAUAGCAUUGAUUAUGGUUUAUCAUCAUUAUGUGAUUGUAUAUGUUGUUGGAUUUUUUUUCUUAAAGUAUCGGUUUAUAUAUCGGCGAUCGGCCAACCUGCCUAAAAUACUUCAGUGAUGAUUUUGAAAAAAAAUGUGGAUGGUAGAUUCUGAUUGGACCAAUUCGUGUUUAAUUCUACAUUUUUUUUUUUUACAAUUGUACAUUCUAUUUUCGAAACGAGUUGAUACGUAUAAUUAUUUUUAAAUGAAUAAGUUGUGACGAUAUUCUGUGCAGCCAACGACUGAUAAAUGCUAACCGUAUCACAUUAAACUUUCUUCAAAAUGUUCACAUGUUAUUGUAAUUGACAAUAUAAGAAUUACAUUUUUCUGUAUAAAUUUGAAGUGUUAAGUUUUUGAUUGUGGAGAAGGUUUGGGUAGUUUAUUUAAUAUUGAAUUUUAAGAUGCACAUAAUAUUAUGUUGUAUGUACAUAACACUGACUCGUUUACGCAUAAUUAUAAUGCUUAUAAUAUAUUAUUUUUUUAAUAUUAUCGUUUUUAUGAAAUCUUGUACCAUCUCCUAUUUCUCACACUACACGCCAUGCCAUCUCCACCAACAAUUACGUAUUUCCUUUUAUAAUUUAUUAUUAUUGUUACACAGACCUUCGUUUUCGUUGUCGUCUAAAAAAUAUGGACUGUUUUAUAUAAGAGUAUAUAGUAAUAUAGUUAAAAAGUAUUCUAAAUUAUUAUUAUGAUAAUUAUUUAUUAUUAAUAAUAUAUCGGAAAUUUUUAGGUCAAAAUAUUAUAAAAGAUAAUUUAUUUAAAGAAAUUGUGUUUUAAACCGGUCAAUCAUCAAUAUAAUAUUGUUUAAAAUGUUAGUUAUUUUUGUUAUUCCGACUGGAACGAAUGAAAUUUGCUCGAACGAAACAAUUAUUGCAUUUAGAAAGACAAUUAGUUUGAAUGGGCUAUCAAAUCAAAGUAAUAACGAUGUUAACAUCAAGUGAUGUUUAAUAGUUUUAUCUGUUUACUCCUGUCACAAUUUAUAAUAGAUCAUAGAUCAGAAAAACAAAAAAAAAAAUAAAUAAAUAAUAUAGCCAUAAUAUUUGUUAAAUUAAAUAUUUUAAUCGUUUAAUUUAUAAAACAAGAAAUAUAUAUUGUUGUUUUUUUUUGCACAGAAUUUGAAAAUAAAUGUAUUAUUAAUAAUAAGUCAACACUGAAAUUUAAUCAAUUUUACAUAAACGUUUACAAAAUAAUUAAAUAAUGUUACUUAGAAAAUAUCAAAUAUUAACUAUAUUCAGUGGUAUUAAAAACUUUUAAGAAAACAAUAAUUAAAUUCUUGGUUCUAUUCUAUCAUAUUAUAUUCAUUAAUAAUAAUUAAUAAUUACCUCAAAUCUAUUUUGUAAAUAAUUUUCUUUUAAUUGUUUGUUUUUGAUUUUAUUUUUAAUAAAUUAUAAUAUAAGAAUAUAUAAUAUACAUUAUAAUAUUUUCAAUCAACAAAAGUAAUUAAUUAUAAAAAACACAUGAAUACCAUUUAAUCGUUCGUAAAUUUUUGCAAUAACGUUCGUCAAAUCGUGACCCAAUAUGUAUGGUUAGGGUAAAUUAUUGUAAUGAAUUCAAUGUUUUCCAUAUAAAUGGAUAUUUUUAGUAUAAAAAAAAUAGUUAUUUAUUUAAAUUAUUUUCCAUAAAUCGGGCAUUAUUUAUUUAAUACAUGUUAUAACUAAUAUUACAAACCACAACGGUAAUAUUCAUUGUAUAUCAUUGUUGGCGUUAUUGCGUCAAUGAUAUUUCCAUUAAUUUCAAGGAGUAGUGUUCAAAAAUCAUUAUAAUAAUCACAAUAUGUCUAAAUUUUACUUAAUUGCAAUAAUCUAGUUAUUAUUAUUAUGUUAGGCCCUAAGUUAAGUAUAUAAUAUUUUAAUAAUAAUAAUAAUAACACAAAUAAUAAGUUAAAUAAUGUGAUAUUAAUUAGUUUUGACUAUGUAGUUAUAGAAUUUUAAUACUUCCUUGUUGUAUUGUACAUAUUAUUUAUUAAUGUCUUAUUAUUAAAUAAAAUUGUUAUUAUUUAUAA